UUUGUUUUUCCACGUCCGAGAGUGUGGCACGUCGUGUGGGUGGUGUGCGCGUGAACGACGACGGGAACCUUUCGUUUUUCGCGUUUUGUUUUUGUAUAUAUUUCAAACAAAAUACGUCUAUAAUUGUGUACAUAGUGUAGUUAAUUUACAUAAAAUAAUUAAUUUCAAAAAUCGCAACAAAACUGACCCGAUGUCAUGUAACAGCCGAAAUCCAAUAAAAACACAAACAACUUAUUCAUUAUAAAACGUGCAAAAAACGUGCGUUAGUGUGUGUGUGUGUGUACAUGUGAAGGUGUAUGAGCAAGUGUCUUUUUGUAUGUGACCCGCCUGCUCAGGACGAAUUUAUAUAGCUAAACAAUUAAAUUUAAGACCAUGCAUAAGGAAAAAGUUAUAAGUACACAAAAUGCAAAUGCAAAUAAAGCAAACAACAAAGAGCAUAAGAUAAAUGGAGCGACAAAAGAAAAGAGUGAUAAAACAGUUAGCCUGCUGAGCAAGAAGGAUGACAGCGGCGAAUAUGACCUGGUGCCGCCCGAUGGAGGCUGGGGCUGGUUAGUUCUCUUUGGCGCCUGCCUGACGAACAUACUCAUACCCGGCACCAUUAAGAGUUUCGGUGUACUCUUCAUCGAGUUCUUGCAGGCGUUCGAAACAUCACAAACGCAGGCCUCCUGGAUACCGGCAUUAUGCUACUUCCUUUACAGUUCACUAGGUCCUAUUUCGAGUAUUCUCUCAGUCAAAUAUUCCUAUCGCACGGUGACUAUGAUUGGUGCCCUCUCCGCAUCUCUGGGCAUGAUACUUUCCUAUUGGGCAUCAUCCGUUGGCUAUUUGUACAUCAGCUAUGGCGUCCUCGUGGGCAUUGGCGCUGGCCUCUCCUUUCCGCCCACUGUGUACAUUGUUACAUCGUACUUCGUUAAACUGCGCGGACUGGCCAACGGCCUCUGCAUCUCGGGCAGUGCCAUUGGAUCAAUUAUAUUGCCGCCCGUGCUGCGUUGGCUGCUGGAGACUUAUGGCUAUCGCGGCUCCUGUUUGAUCAUGGGUGGCGUCACGCUGAACGUAUUGGUCGGUGCCCUGUUCUAUGAGCCUGUGGAGCAGCAUAUGGUGCGUGUGCCGCGCGCUCGUCAGGCGCUGGACGAUAUACCCGAAGAGGAGGACGUUGGCAUUGUGAUGAAGUUCGAGAAUGUGGACGAGACGACGGCGCCCAAUCAGGAGCCGAUGGCAGAAAAGCAGCUGUUGCCCUACAACUCGCCGCCAUCGCCGCUCUAUCUGCCGGACGAUGAUGACGACAAGCAGCAGUUCGUGCGCAGCGCCUCAGCCGCUGUGGUCCAGAGCUAUGCCAAGACCGGUGAUGAAUUCCACCCACGGGCCAGAAAGAUCAGCACGCCAGUGCGACUGCCGCAACGCAAUCAGACAUUCACGCCCGGCCAACUGAACUCACAGUCAUCUCUGUAUGCCGUGCCCGAGGGUCGUUCCAGUUCGAACAAGCUGGCCAUGAGGAACAGCUCGCGUAAUCGUCUGUCCAAGCGAUCGCCGUCCACUAGCAGCUUUCUGUAUAUAAGCACGCCAUAUCAUGGCAGCACGCUGUCCUUUCAGCCCAAGGAGUUCUCAUCGCAUUUAUCGCUGCGUUCCGCUGGCAGCGGUGCUGUCACAGGCGAGUCGACACCCCAGGAUGCCGGCGCUACUAAUGAGACGGAAGGCAAAACGCAGCAGAGCCAGCGCAGCAAAUUUUUCGAUCUAAGUCUGUUGAAGGAUCCAAUGUAUCUGGUCAUACUCAUCUCGAACUCGACGAACGCCAUCAGCUACACGAAUUUCAUUAUCCUUCUGCCGGCCUUUGGCCUGGCUAGACAAUUUGACAAGUCCCUAUCUGCGUAUCUGCUGUCGGUGGUGUCAACAACGGAUCUGAUCGGCCGUAUUGGCGGCUCAGCGCUCUCCGACAUGGGCUUCAUACCCAAGACGUGGUACUUUGUGGGCGGCUUGUCGGUUUCGGGCAUUUCGCUGGCGCUGCUGCCAUUCGCCUACAGCUACGGUGGCGUGUGCUUCUGGUGUGCGCUCUUUGGACUCGCAUCGGGCAUUUAUGUGGGCAUCACAGCUGUCAUUAUGGCCGAUAUGCUGGGAACGGAACGCCUGACUUCGUCCUAUGGCAUCAGCCUGUUUGUCAAUGGUAUUCUACAGCUGGUGGGACCACCGCUGUGCAAUUACUGGACCGAGGCGGUCCAGGACUAUAAUCCGCUCUUCCACGCGCUCGGCCUGACACUGCUCGCCGGCUCGGCCUUGUGGGCCUUUAUGCCUUGGAUACAGCGCCGCAAAGCCAAAGAGGAGGAGAAGCUGGAAGCCCAACUCGACGAGGAAGCCGUCGAUGGCUACUAAGCCGGCUUUCACACCACGUACAAUUACAAUUAGUUGUUAGGCUUUAAAUGCGUACAAAGAGAAGAGAAGAGAAGAGUAGUAGCAAAUAGAAAGUAAAAGAAUUGCAGUAGGAUGGGGGAAUCUAUCAGAGGAGUUGAUGGAGUGAACGGAUUAUAUGUUGGAGGACGUCAAAUGGCAUUGGAAAUUUUGGAAAUUGUUAAUUUGUUUCUUCCAUUAGCUUUUUUGUCUAACUGUUAAGUCUUAAUUAUUACAUUGUAUAAUUAUUA
This is a messenger RNA of Drosophila virilis, 2627 nucleotides long. RefSeq names its product solute carrier family 16 member hermes (gene hrm). Gene Ontology annotation, biological process: transmembrane transport. The record is from RefSeq and is a predicted model, not a curated record. Gene Ontology annotation, cellular component: membrane. Gene Ontology annotation, molecular function: monocarboxylic acid transmembrane transporter activity. NCBI's taxonomy places the organism in Eukaryota, Metazoa, Arthropoda, Insecta, Diptera, Drosophilidae.